AUGAUCGCCUUCACACACUUUUAUUAUCGUCACUACCACUUUCUAUCUCUAUUUGAUGAUUUAUCGUCUUAUCACAAUUUUUCGAGAGACCGCCCAAAUCGCGGAUCGCUAAUGGCUUAUUUACGAACUAGCACCCUUUUGGUGCUCGCCACUCUUAUACCUCUCGAGCAAGGAUUUUAUGUGCCUGGAGUGGCUCCGGUUGAUUUCAAAGCCGGAGAUGUGAUCGAUGUCAAGGCUAUUAAACUGACAAGCUCAAAUAAUAUCAUGCCUUUCGAAUACUACUCGGUUCCAUUUUGUAAACCAGCAAAUGGAGAUAUCCAAUACAAAUCAGAAAACUUGGGAGAAGUUAUGAGAGGUGAUCGAAUCGUUAACACUCCAUAUGCUUUCCAUAUGAAGAAGAACGAACAGUGCGUGUCAGUAUGCUCGAAUAAAUUGUCAAAAGAAAAUGUCGCCUUGUUCAAAGAAAGAAUUCGACAGGAAUAUUCUGCUCAUUUAAUCGUCGACAAUUUGCCAGUUGCUACUGUUAUCAAUCCAGCGCAAUCUGGAGACGUGUACUACGAUUUGGGAUACCGUCUCGGAUGGAUUGGCGACAAUGCAAAAGUUUUUCUCAACAACCAUCUUCAAUUUGUCGUCAAGUACCAUCAGCACACUCCAGGGCUCUACAGAGUCGUUGGAUUCGAAGUCCGCCCACGAUCGAUCUCCGCCACGAAGAACGAUGAUGGAACUUGCUCGAUGCCAGAUGAUGGAACGAAGCAUGUCGAACUUGGGGACUCUGAACAAUCCGUUGAUUUUUCAUAUUCAGUAGCAUUUGAAGAGAGUGAUGUUCCAUGGGCUUCAAGAUGGGAUGUUUACCUGACUACCAAGGCUGUCGAUAUUCAUUGGUUCAGUAUUCUCAACUCAAUUGUUGUCGUUUUGUCACUUUCUGGCUUUGUAAGUGUCACUAUUGUUCGUACAGUACGUCGUGAUAUAGCUCAAUAUAACCGUGAUGAUGAAGAAGACGACACAUUAGAGGAGACAGGAUGGAAGCUUGUCCAUGGAGAUGUCUUUCGUCCUCCACCACAUCAAAUGAUCCUUGUGAAUAUGGUUGGAACCGGAAUUCAACUUCUCGGAAUGUCAGCGAUUGUUGUUGUCUGUGCGAUGCUUGGUAUGCUUUCUCCAGCUUCGCGAGGAUCUUUGAUGUCUGCUGCCGUGUUCCUCUUCUGUUUCAUGGGACUUAUCUCUGGAUAUCAUGCAGGUCGUCUCUACAAAACAAUGAAGGGACGUAAUCCGAUUAGAUGUGCAGUCCAAACGGCUACUCUAUUUCCAUCUCUGAUCCUUGGAGCAGGCUUCCUUCUCAACUUUUUCCUAAUCGGAAAACAUUCGUCAGGAGCUGUUCCGUUUGGAACAAUGGUUGCUCUUCUCAUCAUGUGGUUCUGUAUCGACAUGCCGCUGAUCUUCCUCGGUUUUUACUUUGGAUAUCGCAAGCAACCGUACACUCACCCUGUCAGAACCAAUCAAAUUCCUCGUCAAGUUCCGGAGCAACCCUGGUUCCUCCGUCUUAUUCCCAGUUCACUCAUCGCUGGAGUUCUUCCAUUUGGAGCCAUGUUCAUCGAACUUUUCUUCAUUUUUAACGCCAUCUGGGAAAAUCAAUUCUAUUAUUUAUUCGGGUUCCUCUUCAUUGUAUCCAUCAUUCUUGCCAUUUCGACGGCUCAAAUCUCGGUUGUGGCCACCUACUUCUCCUUGUGCGCUGAAAAUUAUCGCUGGUGGUGGAGAUCGUUUGUCAUUUCUGGUGGAUCAUCAUUCUAUGUAAUGGCCUAUGCUGUGUUCUACUAUAACACGAAGCUUACCAUUGAAGGAUUUGUACCAACAGUUCUCUACUUUUCUUAUUCAUCUCUCAUCGCAUUGACAUUCUUCUUCAUGACCGGAACAAUCGGUUUCUACGCUUCACAUUUCUUCCUCACCAAGAUUUAUGCAGCCGUCAAAAUCGAUUAAUUGCUCUCACCCUACCCUCGUCUGCUCCCGAUGAGCAUAUUUUUGUUCUUCCUGUGUGUUUCUUUCAUUUUCCACCCACCCAUCACAUUCCCCUGUGCUUUUUUAACUGUAUAAACCUUCCCAACUAGACACAUCAAAAAUGGUUGUUUUAAAAUUAUAAAUAUUUAUUUUUAUGUAAAUUUCCUUCUCUCUCCCUUUACUCUUUUUCACCCCGCGACAUAAUCCAUUCUCGUUUCCCGUACUUUACUUCCAAAAUUAUUGUGAUAGCUAGAACUUCACCCAUCCGCAGUUUUAAUGUGUAUUUUUAUUUAAUAAUAAGGCAUUUGGAAAACAGUAUUCACAAGUUGCUUCAAAAGUAGAUCCCACUUGAUUCAGUACUUAUUGUGCAUGAAUUUGUUGUGAAUAG
Molecule: messenger RNA, 2377 nt
Organism: Caenorhabditis elegans
Lineage: Eukaryota; Metazoa; Nematoda; Chromadorea; Rhabditida; Rhabditidae
Gene: ZK858.6
Product: Transmembrane 9 superfamily member
Exons: 11
Coding region: 1-1971 (656 amino acids)
Cellular component (GO): Golgi apparatus; membrane
Source: RefSeq, marked reviewed